AUGCGUACCUCCCUCUUUCUCGCCGGCUUCCUAGCCACCCUCUCCGUCAUCGCCACCCCAGUCGCCCCUAACCCAACCCACCUCAACACCGUCGAAACAGAGCACCUCAAACAAGAUCUCGAGGUCCCCGACCUCGGAAGCGGAGGGUCCUUAAUGGCAGAGCCUCACCUCACCACGGACGAGCACCCGUGGAUGAGGAGCAAGGAGGAGCCCCCCAAGAAACCGACCCGCUCCAGACCGAAGCCUAAGAAGAAGAAGGGGAAGAAGAUCAGACACACAUACAAGAUAGUCUAUCCGGACCCGGGCUGGCACUACCCAAUCCAUAACCCGCUCAUGCCACACAAACACAAGCCGCACAAGAAGAAGAAGAAGGCAAACAAACCACCAGCGCCGCCGAAGCCGUGGCCGACGCGAUAUCCGAGUUUUGAAGAGUGGAUGAAUAAUCCCGAUGCGCCACCCCACUGA
Molecule: messenger RNA, 465 nt
Organism: Colletotrichum godetiae
Lineage: Eukaryota; Fungi; Ascomycota; Sordariomycetes; Glomerellales; Glomerellaceae
Exons: 1
Coding region: 1-465 (154 amino acids)
Source: RefSeq, a predicted model, not a curated record